Panthera uncia (snow leopard) is the source of this 409-nucleotide messenger RNA. RefSeq names its product 40S ribosomal protein S13-like. The transcript has a single exon. Gene Ontology annotation, cellular component: nucleolus; ribosome; cytosolic small ribosomal subunit. Gene Ontology annotation, molecular function: structural constituent of ribosome; small ribosomal subunit rRNA binding. The record is from RefSeq and is a predicted model, not a curated record. The coding region runs from base 1 to 399 and encodes 132 amino acids. NCBI's taxonomy places the organism in Eukaryota, Metazoa, Chordata, Mammalia, Carnivora, Felidae. Gene Ontology annotation, biological process: translation.
AUGAGUCGCGUGCACGCUCCCAGAAAGGGCCUGUCCCAUUGGGCUCUGCCUUACCGCUGCAUCGUCCCCACCUGGCUAGAGCUCACAUCUGACGUCGCGAGACAGCAGAUCUACAAACUGGGCAAGGAGGACCUGAUUCCUUCACAAAUCGGUGUGAUCCUGCGAGACUCACAUCGUGUUGCACAAGUACGUUUUGUGACAGGCACUAACGCGUUGAGAGUUCUUAAGUCCGAAGGACUUUCCCCUGAUCUUUCUGAGGAUCUCUACCAUUUGACUAAGAAACCUGUUGCUGUUCGAAAGCCUCUUGAGAGGAACAGAAAACAUCAGGAUGCUAAAUUCCGAUUGAUUCUGAUGAGGAGCCGCAUUUACCGGUUGGGUCAAUAUUAUAAGACCACGUGAGUAUAUCUCA